This is a messenger RNA of Microplitis mediator, 2089 nucleotides long. RefSeq names its product putative gustatory receptor 28b. Gene Ontology annotation, biological process: sensory perception of taste. The record is from RefSeq and is a predicted model, not a curated record. The transcript has 5 exons. NCBI's taxonomy places the organism in Eukaryota, Metazoa, Arthropoda, Insecta, Hymenoptera, Braconidae. The coding region runs from base 1 to 1203 and encodes 400 amino acids. Gene Ontology annotation, cellular component: axon; neuronal cell body; membrane.
AUGUGGAAGCCGAAGAAUCUGAUCGAGGCAUUGCUGCCUAUUUAUAUUUUGGAUUUAAUAUUUUGCCAUGGAGUUUCUAAAUUUCCAAAUGCCAGUAAAUCAAAAUUCAAUAACUCAUUUAUGUUUGCAGUAACCACAACAAUUAUCUUCUUUAUUUGUUUAAUUUUUUCACUUUUAAAUCAUUUUCACUCAACCUGGAUAAACGGAGAGGAGAUUGUAUACUUCAUUCUUACGGUGAUAGUGACUUUAUCAAUGACUGUGAACAUUAUUCACGGUUGGAUUUACAGAAAUGACGCCGUUAUUAUUAAUUCGAGAAUAAUAAAAGUCGACGAAGAUCUCGAAAAAUUGGGAAUCCCCGUAGACGCUCAAGUUGAAUUUAUUUUUUCAAUAAAAAUAGCCAUUUUAUGGAUAGCUUAUUCACUUUUUUUAAAUGUGAUAAAAAUUGUAUGGUACCCAGAAACUCUUGAUUUAUUGUCUGUGACUUUUGUAGUAUUUACUAUUCAACAUGGAUAUCACGUUAAUUUUUUAAUUGAUUUGACAUUUUGUUUGGUAACAAAACAUAUGAAAAAACGUUUUGAAAACUUGAACAAACUGUUGCUGGAGAUUUUUGAUUUACAAACUAAUAAUUUGGGACAAGAAGUAGAGACAGAGUACAAAUGGGCUAUUUCCCGCCAAACGCAUCUUGAAAAAGACUUCACUGAAAUUAUUCAUAAGAUCAAACGGAUCCACCUGGAAUUGGGGAUAUUGUGUCAGGAAUUGAUAAAAAUUUACGGAAUACCAAUAAUUCUUGCAAUGAUAGUGGCAUUUUUUACCAUUACAAGUCAACUUUUGUACAUAUACGUAGAAAUAAGGGACCGAAAAACUGAAACUCAUGUUAAAAUAUUAUACAUAGGUAGUGUAACAAUUUGGUUUAUAAUUGCAAGCUUGAAAUUUUUCAGUAUCAAUUACGUUUGUGCUGAAACAGUUAAUGAGUGGGAACAAACUGGGGAAAUAAUUCAUAAGCUCGAGCUGGAGUCUAAAGAUACAAAUUUCCAAAGGGAAAUAAAGCAGUUUUCAAUGCAAAUAUUGCAAAAUCCUUUGACAUUUACUCCAUGUGGAUUAUUAGAUCUUGGUUAUUAUUUUGUCAGAGAUUUUGCUGGAUCCGUAACAACACAACUCAUCAUAUUGAUUCAAACCUAUCCAAUGCACAAUAAUACACCGUAAAAAUAAUAUUUUUAAAGUUUAAUUGCAUUGUAAAAAUUUUAAAUGUCAUCAUGAUAUUAAACAAUUCAAUUAUUAGUGUUCUUAAGUGUUAAUUGUAAUGCAAUUACUGUAAAAUAUUUAAAAAAGAAAUAAACCACCCGCGAGUCAAUUAAUUACUAUAAUUAAGUCUGCAUUUCAUGAGUACUUUUUAUGUAUUAUUUCAAUAUUUAUAAAUAAAUAAUUAAUGAAAUUAAGUUUGCAUGACUAACGAUAGAUGAUUAUCAAAAGUUGAUUCAAGGAAGAUAGUAAAUGAGUUGCGUAUAACAUAAAACCGCAAAGUGUAAUGCAAUAACUGAUAAAAAAUACAUUAUAACAAUGAUAGAACGAUGUAUAUCGAACUAAUUAUUACUAAGUACGGCGGUUGUUUAAAGUGAAGCUCAUAUGAGUGUCAUCAGUUGCGCUCAUAAUGUGGAAACCAAAGAAUUUACUCGAGGCUCUGUUGCCUAUAUAUAUUUUAAAUAUUAUUUUUUGUCACGGAGUAAUACAGUACCCAAGUGUUGAUAAAUCGAAAAUAUUUUAUUCUUUUCUGCAUUCAAUUAUCUCGGCAAUAAUGUUCUUGACAUGUUUUAUUUUAGUAUUUUUGAAUUAUUCGAAUCCAUCUUGGGCAAAUAAAUACAAUCUACCAUAUUUUGUUAAUGCAACUGCAAUAACUUGUGUCAUGUUUAUAAACAUUAUUGUCCGCUGGGCUUAUAAAAAUGUUAGUAAAUAUAUUAUUGAUAUUUGUAAUAAUGAGUUUUGUGUAAUAUAUAAUUCAUUCUUAAUGAAUUAUAUUAUAUAUUUCAUAAUAACUCGAAACUUGAUAAACUGCAAACUAAUAACUUGGCACAUAAAAUCGAAACCGAUUACA